Vigna angularis (adzuki bean) is the source of this 2876-nucleotide messenger RNA. Its product is annotated as disease resistance protein RGA2. NCBI's taxonomy places the organism in Eukaryota, Viridiplantae, Streptophyta, Magnoliopsida, Fabales, Fabaceae. Gene Ontology annotation, molecular function: ADP binding. Gene Ontology annotation, biological process: defense response to fungus. The record is from RefSeq and is a predicted model, not a curated record. The coding region runs from base 36 to 2621 and encodes 861 amino acids. The transcript is spliced from 2 exons.
CAAAUUUCCAAUUGCAUUCUUCUCUUCCUAAACUCAUGGCCGAAUCACUUCUUUUCAGCUUCGCAGAAUCGCUCAUUGGGAAGCUUGCCACUCCUGCCGUUCAAGAAGCUUCUUUGGCGUUUGGUGUACAUAGUGAGUUACAGCAGAUGAAAGCAACUAUGGCACUCAUCAAAGGUGUGCUUUUAGAUGUUGAGCUGAAGAAUUCGCAUAGCAGUGCGCUGAGUGAAUGGCUGAGACAGGUCAAGGGCGUGUUUUCUGAUGCUGAAGACAUAGUCGAUGAUUUUGAGUGCGAAGCAUUAAGGAAGCAUGUUGUCAACACCUACGGUAGCUGCUCAACAAAGGUACGCCGUUUCUUCUCAUCAAGUAAUCAUGUUGUUUAUCGUCUUAGAAUGGCACAUCACAUUCAAGACAUCAACACCAGGUUGGCCAAACUUGCAGCUGAUAGGAACAUGUUUGGCCUUCAAAUCAUUGACCAUGAUACACGUGUUGUGCACAUGAGGGAAAUGACUCAUUCUCAUGUAAACCCUUCCAAUGUUAUCGGGAGGGAACAUGAUAAACAAGAAAUAAUAAAACUUCUCUUGAAAGAUGAUCAUGGCCAAAGUCUCUCUGUUAUUCCCAUUGUUGGAAUGGGAGGCUUGGGAAAAACCACACUUGCUAAGUUGGUCUUCAAUGACACAAACAUUGGUUGUUUUCAGUUGAAGAGGUGGGUAUGUGUCUCUAAUGAUUUUGAACUUAGGAAUGUGCUCAUUAAAAUCCUCAAUUCUGCUCCAAACCCAACUCGGGAAAACUUCAAUAACUUUGAGACGGAGCAACUUCAAAACCUUCUGAGAACUAUACUUGAAGAUAAGAAGUUCUUGCUUGUGUUGGAUGACGUGUGGAACGAGAAUCCUGCACGAUGGCAUGAGUUGAAGGAAAUAAUAGAUGUGGGUGUUAAAGGGAGUAAAGUCCUAGUGACCACUCGUAGUCAUGCAGUAGCUGCCACAAUGCGCACUAAACCAUCAAAUUUGUACCUUCUUCGAUGUCUCUCUGAAGAGGAUUCUCUUUCUCUAUUUGUGAAAUAUGCUUUUGAUGAUGGAGAAGAAAACAAGCAUCCACAACUAUUGGAGAUUGGGAAAGAAAUAGUGGAAAAAUGUGGUGGGUUACCUUUAGCAGUGAAAACGGUUGGGAGUUCAUUGUUCUCAAGGUUUGAUAAGAAAGAGUGGGAGUCUAUAAGAGAAAAUGAGAUUUGGAAUUUAAAACAAAAUGAAGAAGGCAUUUUGCCUGCUCUCAAACUAAGUUACGAUCAACUCCCUUCAUAUUUAAAACCUUGUUUUGCUCUUUUCUCCCUUUUCCCUAAGGAUGUUACUAUUCGUUGUUCUCAAAUUUCUACCAUGUGGGAUGCACUUGGUUUUCUUCCGCCCCCAAAGGACAGUGAAUCAAUGGUGGAUGUUUCAAAUCAUCUUCUGUAUGAGCUAUGGUCAAGAUCUUUUCUUUCAGGGUAUGUUGACUUGGGGGGCGAUUCCGCAUUUACGUUACAUGACUUGGUGUAUGAUCUUGCAGUUCAUAUUGCAAAAGGUGAGUUUGAAAGAAUAGAUCUCCGCAAUAAAAAAAAUUCUGAGAAUGCCCGACAUUUAGUCUUUAUGGAAAAUAAUUUGCUUGCUCAAGCUUUUCCUCACGAGGGUUUAAGAAGUGCGUACCUUCCGCUGGAAAUGAACAAUGAAGCUUUCUUGAUUAGAUUGGUGUCAAGAUGCAAAUACUUGAGGAUUUUAGAAUUAUAUUCUUCUGAAUUCGAGAGUUUGCCUUACUUUAUUGGAGAGUUGAAACAUUUAAGAUAUCUUAAUCUCCAUGAUAGUAAAAAACUCAGGAGACUCCCUGAUUCAGUCUGCGAACUUCAAAAUUUGCAAACUUUGGAUCUCUUAGGAUGUGUAGAGCUACAAGAACUACCCAAAGGAAUGAAAAAUCUAAUCAGCCUUCGGAAUCUUCGUAUAACCACCAAACAAGUUGAUUUUCCAGAGAAAGACAUUGCAGUUUUGACUUCUUUAGAAAUUUUAAAUAUUAGUUAUUGUAAUAAUUUGGAGUCAUUGUUCAAUGGUAUACAACUAUCCACUCUUCAAAGAUUAACCUUAAUUGGAUGUGAAAGUCUAAAGUGGGUGUCGUUUCAGGCCAUUAGAAAUAUAAAUGUUUUGAUUAUCUCUGGGUGCGACAAGUUGGAAUUGUCAAUGGGUAUUGGAAGUAAAAUCCCCUGUUCAAGGUUAAAGUAUGUUUUUCUUAAAGACUUGCCGCAACUGGUCACGUUGCCUCAGUGGAUUCAAGGAUCUGCAAACUCUUUACAAAGCUUAUUUAUUGAUGGUUGCAUCAAUCUUAAGGAGCUUCCCGAUUGGCUACCAACUCUAAUUUAUCUCAAAAUUCUUAGUAUUAGCAGAUGUCCAAAUCUGUUGUCACUGCCUGACAACAUGCAUCAGCUCACAAAUCUUGAAUAUUUAAGAAUCAGUGGUUGUCCUGAAUUAUGGAAAAGAUUCAAGCCAGGAGUUGGGCAGGAUUGGUACAAGAUAUCACACAUCAAACAUGUUUACAAUCUUCAAGAAAAACAAGAUGAAGAGGAAGAAGAAGAAGAUGACGAAAGAAGAAUAUUCUCGGAAUAACACGAUAAAAAGUUGAAGGGGCUAUACCACUUUCUCGGUCUCUCCAACUCAUAAGGGACAAAUCUAGCAGGAAGCUGUGAAAUAUCUUAUUUACAUAUAAAUUUUAUAAACGUGUGCAAUUUCUUUUUCACUUAUGAACUUUCAGACCAAUGUGUUUUUUAUACAAAAAGUGUUGAUAAGGUCAAUAUUUUGUAAUAGUACAGUGCAAACAUCCAUUGUAUAUCAAAUAAAGAACAAUAUUAUAUGUCUCUUUUA